GUUCCCUUCCCGAAUAGUCACCACCAAAUAGAGCCGGAGCUAUUAAGAAUCAUUCUGGAGAAUUGGCGACUUGAUGACCUUAUAUCUGCUCAAUCGAGUAACUUGAAACUUCUCAAAGAUUUAAGCCUAAUACGACCAAAAGCAGCAGUAGAAAGCUUAGCAGCUUAUAACAAUUUGGAGUUUAAUAAACUUCACCAUUUUAGGCAGAUUUAUUAG
Dentiscutata erythropus is the source of this 216-nucleotide messenger RNA. Lineage: Eukaryota; Fungi; Glomeromycota; Glomeromycetes; Diversisporales; Gigasporaceae. The record is from the annotation of a GenBank genome assembly.